Aspergillus affinis is the source of this 507-nucleotide messenger RNA. Its product is annotated as cytochrome b-c1 complex subunit 6 family protein. The record is from RefSeq and is a predicted model, not a curated record. The transcript has 3 exons. Gene Ontology annotation, biological process: mitochondrial electron transport, ubiquinol to cytochrome c. Lineage: Eukaryota; Fungi; Ascomycota; Eurotiomycetes; Eurotiales; Aspergillaceae. Bases 1 to 507 code for a protein of 168 amino acids.
AUGGGUCUCGCCGAUUAUUUCUCCGACAUCAUCUCCUCCCUGAGCUUCCCUGAGGCUCAGGCUGAGGCUCCCGCCGAGACCGUCGAGGAGACCCCCAGCCAGGAGGCCCAGCCCGAAGAGAAGUCCGCCAGCGAGGAAUCGACCGGCGACGAGAGCUCCGAGAAGACCGAGGAGUCGGCCGAGGAGACCCCCGCCGAAGAGACUUCCGAGGAGGAGGAGCCCGAGAAGGAGGAAGAGGAAGAGGCCGAAGAGGAGGAAGAGGAGGAAGAGGAGGAGGAAGAGGAGGAGCCCGAGGACAUCAAGCCCCAGCUCGAGGAGGAAUGUGCCAACUCCUCCCAGUGUGCCCCCGCCAAGCACCACUUCGACGAGUGUGUCGAGCGUGUCACCCAGCAGCAAGAAGAUGAGGACUACAAGGGCCCCAAGGAGGACUGCGUUGAGGAGUUCUUCCACCUCGCCCACUGUGCCACCGAGUGCGCCGCCCCCAAGCUCUGGAAGUCCCUCAAAUAA